CAAAACGCCAUCAACAACGCGUACAUUUACACCAAACAGCUUGGGCUCGAGGCUUUGCUGUUGGCAGAUAAACACAAAUUUGAUCAUCAAAUUGCCACUUUGCUGGCCGACUGUGAGAACGUCUGUCUCGAGGAUUUGAAAUCGCAGGUCAGGGAGAGUCAAGAGGACUGGGAUCACCAUGAAAAAAUUCUGCAAGAGUUGCUUCACAUUAACAUUAAAGAGCAUCGCUUGGUUGUUCCCUCUAGAAAAUCGACGCAUGCGCAAGGUGCGGUUUACGUACAAGCUUUUUUGUUUGAUCGCUGUUGUCUUUUACUAGCAAAAACACUUUUUCAGUUGAGUGCUAA
This is a messenger RNA of Porites evermanni, 344 nucleotides long. The record is from the annotation of a GenBank genome assembly. Lineage: Eukaryota; Metazoa; Cnidaria; Anthozoa; Scleractinia; Poritidae.